Molecule: messenger RNA, 2270 nt
Organism: Cladophialophora immunda
Lineage: Eukaryota; Fungi; Ascomycota; Eurotiomycetes; Chaetothyriales; Herpotrichiellaceae
Exons: 2
Coding region: 650-2044 (464 amino acids)
Source: RefSeq, a predicted model, not a curated record
CACAGUUCGCGGGGUUGGCCUCGCAUAUACAUUGUCGUGACAGACCCUCGAGGCCUCAAUGGUCCCCAACCAUCAUCAUGGCUUCUCACAGUCGGCAAGAUCGCGCGCUGAUGCGGCAGCGUGGUGCUGGAUCGCGCGCCGUCGCAACCGCUGAUUUUGGCAUCAAUUUUGGUAUGGGGGACAGUAGGCUGGAGCGUCAACAAAUGCGACAGAGGGGCGCUGGGUACGCGAUCUCUCCCACUGAAUUCAACAUCUCUGACGUCCCUUGCUUAGGUCUCGCAAGAUUGACAAUGUGGACUUUGGCAUUUCCUUUCCGACCCCAGCGCAGCGCUCCCGCAGCAAGACACCACAGUCUCGAAGGUCUAAUUCGCGCCAGCCGUCAAAUACACCAGCCAGGCGAAGCCGAGAACCGACGUCCGCACGAUCGGCCGGACGAAAUUCCAGCGCACUGAAGUCGGCUCAACCUCCAGCGCCUGCAUCUGAAGUAGAGUCGCUACAACCGAACGACGGGCACACACCAGCAAGUACUCGAUCUAGCAAAAGAAGGAAAAUAUCUCCAAGUAUUGUUACGCCAACUCCACAACCACCAGCAGAUACAACUAGAGCAAUCCCCACAAGCCGAGCUUCGCUGAGGAGAAAUUCGACCCGGAUGUUCGCAAUUGCCGAAGACGAUGAUGCCGGAGCGCAUCCCUCCCUCAGUCAUGCCGGAGAACCCUCUCACACAUCUCCCUUGUUCAUCCCGCAGGGGGAGCAGGAGAAGGAGAAUGAGACGCCCAACACCAUAGGAUCAAAGACAAACCCCGUGGAGUCGGAUUUACAGACUACAAAGAGCGGACGAAUUCUGCUUGCACCACUUGUCUUGGAUGAAGAUGUCUCUGAAUCUGCUUUAGAAGCCCCCGAAAUAGAGGGUGAAGGGACGCUUCAACGGAUGAUAAUGAACGAUACAUUACCAGAUUCAGAUGUGCCCAGUUCUUCUAAACAGCGAAAGCGGAGAAAACGAAGAUCCCUCACCUUCGAGCGCAGAAAACGUCAUUCGUCGAAUCAGAGUCAGCCUUUGAACGCCUCAAAGGAGGACUCGCCAGCUGCCGUUCCUUCUCGAGUCCCGUCCGAGGAACUCCCAUCACCCGCGGCUAAGCCUUUAGCAAACCGAAUCGCCAAGUACAGCAAACUUGCGAAAACAAGGAAUAUGAGAGCAAUUACUCCUGUCUCCGACCGAGAGCAAACCCCUAAUCAAGGAGAGGAGGAAGAUGACUCGUACGUUGAACAGAGCUCUCCUGAAGUGCAGACGCCGGCUGCAAAUAGGAAGGGCAAGAGAAAGACUCGCCAACAAACUUUCCGAGAUGGGUCGGCCGAAGUUUCGAAGAGCAACAAGGGCAGACCUACCUUCCCUAUUCUCACUCACCGACUGGCAAGUGUCUCGACAUUGCCGACCAUCCACGAAGAUAGUGAAGCCCAAAUGGCGGAUGUACUCCCUGAUAUUACAACCGACCGAGCUCAGCCCAACGUGGUGGACGUGCUAGCCCAGAUCUGUCGCGAAACCAUCACAAACGCGAUUGACCGCAUCGCCGACACUCUACAGUCCAAGAAACGAACAUCAGUCAAUAACAAACGGAACGCCCUCGAAGCAUUCGGCCAAGACCUCGAUGAGGAGUUAUUCGCGAUGUCUGAGGCUGUGGAGAACCGCAUCAACCUGGAAGCCCGUGUUCGGAAGACUAAGCGGGAGAAAGCAGCUCUGCAAACGGAAUAUAUCGAGUUAAGGAAGGAACGUGAACAGGUUGCACUGAAGUGUGACGCGCUCAGACGCCGUCAUUGGCAGUGCGAAGAGUCUACGAGAGAGAAAUGGGCGCUCAGUGAGGCGGCUCGGCGCGUGGAGCAGGAGAUGGACCGAAAUUCAGGCGCCGAUGACGAAAGUAUCGAGUUCCUUAUACGGAGCGUGACGCCGGCGGUCAGCAGUGCAUCGGGACACGGUAUCUUGGACAAAGUCAGGUCAUUCAAUGCUCAGUUGGAAAACAUGGCAUUGAUUUUGGAAGGAGGCAAUGCUUGAUGUUUGUUGUUCUAUGGAUGAUUCACGAGGUUCAAAAUCUGAGACGAUUGAUGGCUCUUCAGGGUUAUGCUUCUGGCAGAUAUGUGGUUUGAUACCCGGCUAGUAACUGGAGCUCAUGCUCGUGAGGGCAAUGAGUUGGAUAUACAAAGCCCUUAUGAGAUGUUGAAAGGAUGGCAACAGAGUCCUCCACGAAACUAAAGAAUAAAUCUACACUGCCUCCUUGGUC